CCGAUGCGGAUCGGCAAGGGUUAAAAGCGGUGAGUGAAGGCGGAGGAGGCGGCCACUCAGGAGCGAACCAUAUAGGGUGUAAGGAAAGGCAGCUAUUUCUAUUAUAUAUUCAAGUAUUAUGCAGAUGUAUCUGUGUUGCCAACAGCACAUCUAAGGACUGCUGACUAAAUAGAAAGAGGGGGUUGUAUACCCAGCUUUAAAAAAAUAUGGGUAAAAAUACAGUUGUGUAUCUGGUGUUUUUCUUAACACCUUUAACUGCAAGCCCAUGUGUACAGCGCUCACAGGACAAAAUAGACUGUCGUAACAAAGGACUCCAGCAAAUCCCUACUUCACUCCCUGAGGGCAUCCAAUAUUUGGACCUCUCCAAUAACUCCAUCCAUGUCUCUCAGUCUCUUCCAAAAAGUCUUUCCGAGCUUCGUUUCUUGAAUCUCUCCCAUAACCCACUUAAAGUUCUUCCAUCAGGGGCAUUUCAAAAUUUACCUCAUCUUCAAAUUUUGGAUAUGAGCAGCAGCAGCAUUGUUAGUCUAGAUCCCCAUGUCUUUAAGGGACUCAGCAGUCUUAAAACACUAAUACUUAGCAACAACAGCUUCAGAACAUUCAGUCUGGCAGACCUUCCUAUACUGACCCUUCUAGACAUGAGAGGAACUUUGCUUAUAUCACAUGGAUUUCAGCAAAGCAAAAGACAUUGGCUUUCCCAGUUGCUGACAGACAAUGGGUUUUGUGAGUGCACAUCAGAGAAAACUCAUCAAGAUCCUGAUCAGUAUGGCCUUUUUUGUUCCUGUCCAAGGCAUCUGAAUGAGGAAAAAAUGUUAUCUGGACCUAGAGCUAACAUCCGCUUUGCCCGUGAGGUUACCAAUAAUACAUCAUUGAACCUCACUUCUCCUGCACCUGACACAGCAAAGUCAAAUGGCAGAAGCUGGCCCUACCUAGUUGGAUUUAUUGUAAUUGCUAUCUGCUUGUCCCUUAUCAUUGCGCUGGCUGCCAAGUGCAAUGUAUUCCAUCGUUACCUCCGCAGCUACCGCCAUCGUCCUUUGCCAGAAAAUGACUGGAUUAAUCAGUCACAAACAGAACUUCCAGGGGUACCACUGCCUCCAAAUGAGGAUGAAGAUGGAUUUAUAGAGGACAAUUACAUCCAGCCAGAAGAUCAUCACGAGGAGGAAGAUGACAAUAUUGAGAGGAUUUAUGAUAUCUAAUAUGCAACUAAAAUAGAGGGUUCAAAGCAUACAAUAAAUAUAAUACACACUCCUUACACUAUAGGUCAAGGGCUGAGGAAAAGAAAGAGAUGUAACUAUAUGUGUGUAGACCGAAAUUUUAUGAAUACAUACACCCACCAUUAUAUAUGUAAAUAUUGAUCAUGUUACUACUUCUGGACCGGUGCCUAAGUUUAUUUUGACUGUGAUAAGAUGGCGAUAAAUUUUCCAAUUUUUUUAAAAAUUUCUUUGACUAAACACCCAGUUCAAUAAAUGGCUUAAUGUGUUUUCCCUA
This is a messenger RNA of Xenopus tropicalis (tropical clawed frog), 1485 nucleotides long. RefSeq names its product leucine rich repeat containing 19 like (gene lrrc19l). The record is from RefSeq and is a predicted model, not a curated record. Lineage: Eukaryota; Metazoa; Chordata; Amphibia; Anura; Pipidae. Bases 207 to 1193 code for a protein of 328 amino acids. The transcript has 6 exons.